Messenger RNA from Oppiella nova, 908 nucleotides. NCBI's taxonomy places the organism in Eukaryota, Metazoa, Arthropoda, Arachnida, Sarcoptiformes, Oppiidae. The record is from the annotation of a GenBank genome assembly.
AUGUCUUCGACGAUGUCGUCAAUGAUUUCGCCGAAACCAACGCUCAUUCGUGUGAAGCGAAGGGCAGACGAAGAGAAGACACUUUCGGCCAAAAGAUGCAAAUUUGUGGGAACCAGUCAUUCGGCCGAAGACACCGACAUAUACCAGUUGCUGAAGACAUCCAAUACACCACUACCUCCCAGUCUGGUGGCCGACCACACCAUUGACACCACCAUCAAGAUCUUGGACUACGAAGAGGUGUUCCCAUCGGACAAACACAAAGACAUUAUCACAUGCAAUGGACAGCCGUUAGAAGCCGUUGACAACCAAUUGAACGACUCUUUGGACUACUUGUAUGACAUAUACGUCUACGAAGACGACGGAUCCCUUGCCGGCGAUAAUGGGAACGAAUGGCGCGAAUGCGGUGAUGAAGAGGACGACGAGAACGACGAGAACUACGCCUACAAUGACUAUCCGGACGACUCGGAAGUGUCGGACGAUAUAAUCGAUUUCUACAGCUAUAGAGACAACCGAUCGGACAGUCAGACAGAUCUUCGGCGCGUUUUAGAGAAGAGUUACGUCUCACCCGACUAUGACUUAAGCGAUGAGGACAUCGAUGGUUUGGAUGAAUGCUAUCUGAAACACCGGCCGUCGCGUGACUAUAACGACGAUGACGACGAAGAGGAGGAAAGAGUGGUAACCGGAGACCACUGAUUGGAAAACUUCAAUAAAUGUCAAUUCAAUUGAAUUGUUUGCAAAUAUCCUAUUAUUUUGGAGUGAAAUACAAAUGAUGCCAAUAAUUGCCUUUUAAUUUAGUUUUAAUAUUAAUGUUUUUAAUGUAAAUACGAAUUGUUGUCAUUUUUAUGCAAAUAUUUAAUAUGUACUGUACUUUGGAUUUUAGUGUUGAUACAACCAACUCAUGAGUGGAC